Meyerozyma guilliermondii ATCC 6260 is the source of this 1842-nucleotide messenger RNA. RefSeq names its product Hsp70 family ATPase (gene SSB1). Gene Ontology annotation, biological process: vesicle-mediated transport; protein refolding; cellular response to unfolded protein. The record is from RefSeq and is a predicted model, not a curated record. Gene Ontology annotation, cellular component: cytosol; nucleus; plasma membrane. The coding region runs from base 1 to 1842 and encodes 613 amino acids. Gene Ontology annotation, molecular function: misfolded protein binding; ATP-dependent protein folding chaperone; ATP hydrolysis activity. NCBI's taxonomy places the organism in Eukaryota, Fungi, Ascomycota, Pichiomycetes, Serinales, Debaryomycetaceae. The transcript has a single exon.
AUGGCUGACGGUGUUUUCCAAGGUGCAAUCGGUAUCGAUUUGGGUACUACCUACUCGUGUGUGGCAACCUAUGACUCUGCUGUGGAGAUCAUUGCCAACGAACAGGGUAACAGAGUUACUCCUUCUUUCGUCGCUUUCACUCCAGAAGAGAGAUUGAUUGGUGAUGCUGCUAAGAACCAGGCUGCUUUGAACCCAAGAAACACUGUGUUCGAUGCUAAGCGUUUGAUUGGUCGUGCUUUCGAUGACGAAUCCGUUCAAAAGGAUAUCAAGAGUUGGCCAUUCAAGGUUGUCAACUCUAGUGGUAACCCUCAAAUUGAGGUUGAGUACUUGGGUGAGACCAAGUCUUUCUCUCCUCAAGAAAUCUCCUCUAUGGUUUUGACCAAGAUGAAGGAGAUUGCCGAGGCCAAGAUCGGUAAGAAGGUUGAAAAGGCUGUUGUCACCGUUCCAGCUUACUUUAACGAUGCUCAACGUCAAGCUACCAAGGAUGCCGGUGCCAUUGCAGGAUUGAACGUUUUGCGUAUCAUUAACGAGCCUACUGCUGCUGCCAUUGCCUACGGUUUGGGUGCUGGUAAGUCCGAGAAGGAGAGAAACGUUUUGAUUUUCGACUUGGGUGGUGGUACUUUCGAUGUUUCUCUUUUGAACAUUACUGGUGGUGUUUUCACCGUCAAGGCUACCGCUGGUGACACUCAUUUGGGUGGUCAAGAUUUCGACACCAACUUGUUGGAUCACUUCAAGGCUGACUUCAAGAAGAAGACCGGUUUGGACAUCACCAACGAUGCCAGAGCUAUCAGAAGAUUGAGAACUGCUUGUGAGCGUGCCAAGAGAACUUUGUCAUCUGUCACUCAAACCACCGUUGAGGUCGACUCUCUUAGUGAGGGUGAAGACUUCUCCGCUAACAUCACCAGAGCUAGAUUCGAAGACAUCAACUCUGCUUUGUUCAAGUCCACUUUGGAGCCAGUUGAACAAGUGUUGAAGGAUGCCAAGGUCAGCAAGUCCGCUGUCGAUGAGGUUGUGUUGGUUGGUGGUUCCACCAGAAUUCCAAAGGUGCAAAAAUUGUUGUCUGACUUCUUCGAUGGUAAGCAAUUGGAAAAGUCCAUCAACCCUGAUGAGGCUGUUGCUUACGGUGCUGCCGUCCAAGGUGCUAUCUUGACCGGUCAAUCCACCUCUGAAGACACCAAGGACUUGUUGUUGUUGGAUGUUAUUCCAUUGUCAUUGGGUGUUGCUAUGCAAGGUAAUGUUUUCGCUCCUGUUGUGCCAAGAAACACCACUGUUCCUACCAUCAAGAGAAGAACUUUCACCACUGUUGCUGACCACCAAACCACCGUGCAGUUCCCAGUUUACCAAGGUGAGCGUGUCAACUGUUCCGAAAACACCUUGUUGGGUGAGUUCGACUUGAAGAACAUUCCUCCUAUGCAAGCUGGUGAACCAGUUUUGGAGUCUAUUUUCGAAGUCGAUGCCAACGGUAUCUUGAAGGUGACUGCUGUUGAGAAGUCCACCGGUCGUUCCGCUAACAUCACCAUCUCUAACUCCAUUGGUAGAUUGUCUUCCGAUGAGAUUGAGAAGAUGAUUGAGGACGCCGAGAAGUUCAAAUCGUCUGACGAUGCUUUCGCCAAGAGACACGAGCACAAGCAAAAGUUGGAGGCUUACGUUGCCUCGGUUGAGUCCACUGUCACCGACCCAGUCUUGUCUGCUAAGUUGAAGAAGUCUGCCAAGGACAAGAUCGAGGCUGCUUUGUCUGAUGCCAUGCAAGCUUUGGAGAUCGAAGACUCUUCUGCUGAUGACUACAGAAAGGCUGAGUUGGCAUUGAAGCGUGCCGUCACCAGAGGUAUGUCCACCCGUUAA